CUGCUUGCGGGUCAUGAACGGAAAAUGGAUAGAAGUAUCCAUGUCAAACACCUGUAAGAGCUCACAAAUUCAGCCCCCCAAGCAAUCAUAGGAAUGCCAAUGGUCAUUCAACAAAGUUCUUCCAUGAGAAAUGGCUACUCAGGACCAAAAUCUUGCUGAACAAGACGGUGGAGGCUCCAUAUCUCAAGGUUCAAUCUCUUGCAGCUAUGAACACUGAUGAACAUUCUGGGACAUCGAAAUUUCCCCAAAUUUCAAGCCAUUCUCCCAAAUCCAAAAGUAACUCUGACUCUAAAGGCAUUGCUUCAAACAUGAAUUCACAAUAUGAAAAUUUAAGGCCAGAUGUUGGAAUGUCUCCGAUCGUGUCAUUGAACGUGGCUCGUGCCGUUGCAUAUCAGAGGCCUAGAAUAUCCAGGUCGAAAUCGCUUACGAAAAUUUUCAGCCCGAAAUCGAAAAGAGCAGCAGAUUCAGAGUCCUCGCAUGGAGAGGGCAUAGUUGAACAUCACAUCUUAACUAGAGAAUUGGCUCACGGGUUGAUGCAUCGAUCCAACUCCGUACCUGAUAUCAGAGAAGAUGGAAGCGUGUCGUUACGUCGUAACACUGUUCGUCUGACCCUGACCUCUCCACAAAUUGGCAAAAAGUUUGUCAUGACACCAUACAAAUCACCUACAUAUGAGACGAACAUAGAGACUGGUGAGCAUAUUUCAGAAGAACCCGUUUGCCGAAUUUGCUUGAUCGAGCUCGGGAACGGUCUCGAGACUAUAAAAAUGGAAUGUAACUGCAAGGGUGAACUUGCCUUGGCUCACCAAGAAUGUGCUAUCAAAUGGUUUAGCACUAAAGGUAACAGAACAUGCGAUGUAUGCAGGCAAGAGGUUCAUAAUCUCCCAGCUGCGCUGCUACAAGCUCAUGCCAUUCAGGCCUACAACUUUCAAGGAAGUGAAAUUGUUUCAGCUGACAUUACUCAAUACAGGGUUUGGCAGGAUGUUCCUUUUCUUGUUAUCAUCAACGUGCUAGCUUACUUCGGUUUCCUAGAACAACUUCUGGCUGGUAAAAUGGGAUCAAGUGCUCUAGCUUUUUCUCUUCCCUUUUCUUGCAUAUUUGGUCUUCUUGCAUCCAUGGCUGCCGCAACAAUCGUAUGGAAGCAGUACAUAUGGAUUUACGCCAUGGUCCAGCUCGCUUUCGUGAUCGCCUUUUCUCAUGCUUUCUACUCAAAGCUUCAUAUGCAGGCCAUUCUAGCCAUUCUUCUUGCCACAUUUUCAGGCUUCGGAGUUACAAUGACGCUGACUCUCGUUCUCGAGAAAAUUUUUCAACGAACCAGACUAUGGCUUGAUCAAUCCAUUAAUCAAACUCCAUCAGCAAUGCAGUCAAAUGGAUCGUCAGCAACCACACAUCAAGUGCACGCGGAUCCUCCGCUUGGUCUUCGUCGGGGACCCGAGGAGCCGAUGCAGACACGAACAUUGUCCGCAGCCUCGUGCAGAAGUCAAAUCGAUCCUCCCGAUCAAGAUAUCGAAAUGGGAACUUCAGGAGCUUUGCAUCAGAGACAGGCCAUAUCAGUGUGCCAUUGACAAGGAGUUCUUAGUCUUGUAUAUGCUUGCUUCUCUGUAUUUUUUUCCCCAAUUGAUUUUAGAUGAUAAUGUAAAUAAUUUUUCUAUGCGGUUUAUAU
Cucurbita moschata (crookneck pumpkin) is the source of this 1660-nucleotide messenger RNA. RefSeq lists its product as uncharacterized. Gene Ontology annotation, molecular function: zinc ion binding. Lineage: Eukaryota; Viridiplantae; Streptophyta; Magnoliopsida; Cucurbitales; Cucurbitaceae. The record is from RefSeq and is a predicted model, not a curated record. The transcript has 8 exons. Bases 207 to 1562 code for a protein of 451 amino acids.